Messenger RNA from Capsella rubella, 705 nucleotides. Its product is annotated as 2S seed storage protein 3. Bases 59 to 550 code for a protein of 163 amino acids. The record is from RefSeq and is a predicted model, not a curated record. NCBI's taxonomy places the organism in Eukaryota, Viridiplantae, Streptophyta, Magnoliopsida, Brassicales, Brassicaceae. Gene Ontology annotation, molecular function: nutrient reservoir activity. The transcript has a single exon.
ACUUUACUCAAACCAAAACACACCAUCACAAAACGAGUAAGGAGACACACAAUAGCAAAUGGCGAACAAGCUCUUCCUCGUCUCCGCAACUCUCGCCCUCUGCUUCCUUCUCACCAACGCUUCCAUCUACCGCACCGUCGUCGAGUUCGAUGGAGAUGAGGCCACCAACCCUAUGGGUCCAAGACAGAGAUGCCAGAAGGAGUUUCAGGCUUCCCAGCAUCUAAGAGCUUGCCAGCAAUUGAUGCGCCAGCAAAUGAGGCAAGGCCGUGGUGGUGUUCCCGCCCUUGAUGACGAUGAGUUCGACAUGGAGAACCCGCAGAGACCCUAUCUACUCCAGCAGUGUUGCAACGAGCUUCAGCAGGAAGAACCAGUUUGCGUUUGCCCCACCUUGAAACAAGCGGCCAAGUCGGUUAGACUCCAGGGACAGCACGGACCGUUCCAAGCUAGGAAAAUUUACCAGACAGCUAAGCACUUGCCUAACAUUUGCAACAUCCCCCAAGUUGGCGUUUGCCCCUUCCAGACCAUCCCUUUCUUCCCUCCUUACUACUAGAUUCGAAACAAAACCUUCGAGCGUAUGAGUCUGGUUGUUGAUACAUGUUAACACCACACCUCAUCGCGUGUUUUAUGAAUAUGUAAGUUUAGGAUGUUUGAGGCUAAUGUAUUUAGCACAUACUCCUUAAUAAAUAAGAGUUUUUUUUUAAUAUA